This is a messenger RNA of Aureobasidium pullulans EXF-150, 998 nucleotides long. RefSeq lists its product as uncharacterized. The transcript has a single exon. NCBI's taxonomy places the organism in Eukaryota, Fungi, Ascomycota, Dothideomycetes, Dothideales, Saccotheciaceae. The coding region runs from base 165 to 737 and encodes 190 amino acids. The record is from RefSeq and is a predicted model, not a curated record.
UCGCAAUUGCGGCGAGGGUUUUCGUCUCAACCAGUCCAUGAAUUCUUUAGAAAUCUGUUGAAGAUUAGCGACUUCACUUGAACUUAUAACAACUCACUCUGUCCGAACCUCCAUCCACAUAAUCGUCGACCAGAACUGCUUCAUCCAAACGCUCUCAGGACAAAAUGGCCAUGUCCCAACCAUACUUUACCGCCACUGUCGUGUAUGAACACGUUUGGAGGAUCUAUGAGACACCCAAAGAGACAUCUACAUACACCACACACUAUGUAAACUCGCCAGGCAGUCACACUGGAUAUGCCAUAAUUGCCAACACCGCUCUUCCCUCUUCCGCACAGCUCGAGACAAUUGGUAUAACGUACUCGAUAUCGGCCGGAGAGUUAUCCACCCAGCAUGUCUUGGCGACAGUAGCGACAAGCAUGCCCACGUCGUCCAUUCAGCAUUCAACUCAGACACCAUGGCUCACUGCCACGGGUAUUGCCGCUCACACGCCUCAAUUGACCAAAGCGUCAUGUCAUACGACUUCGUUAAGCCAUGGUUUCCCCUUGUUGUAUGAGACUUACUCUGGCUAUCUUCAGAUGCUUCUGUUACUGCUUUUUCUUUGUGGCUAUCUCUUGUUGCGCCCCAAAAAGGCUCGACGUAGCCAGGAUGACAGUCUUGAACAAGGUGGAGACAGGCUCAGAGAUCUUGGACAAGCGUUCAUCGAUGUGAAAGACUCUACUAUCACUGCAAAGCCAUAGUCGAGCAAUGAUAUUGAUCAACGGUCGCUUCUUGGGUUACCAGCACAAACCCGUCGCGCUUGGCCACGUUCUGACGCUUCGCCUUGCGACACAUCAGUCUCGACGCUAAGGCGUACAUCAGAGGCUCUGAGAACGAUGUCGGGUCAGUCUAAUGUGAGGUUUCAAGCAUUCGACUUUCUCUGUGAGGGGUAUUGCCAGUCGUCGAUGAUGUUAUGGAUAGUUAGCGCGGUAAUGAGAAUGACACGCUGUGGUGUUUGCGGG